Messenger RNA from Fusarium venenatum, 918 nucleotides. Its product is annotated as CCAAT-binding transcription factor (CBF-B/NF-YA) subunit B-domain-containing protein. Gene Ontology annotation, cellular component: CCAAT-binding factor complex. Gene Ontology annotation, molecular function: DNA-binding transcription factor activity, RNA polymerase II-specific. NCBI's taxonomy places the organism in Eukaryota, Fungi, Ascomycota, Sordariomycetes, Hypocreales, Nectriaceae. Gene Ontology annotation, biological process: regulation of transcription by RNA polymerase II. The record is from RefSeq and is a predicted model, not a curated record.
AUGGAUUACGGCCAAUAUCAGCAACAAGGGCAAAACACAAACUCGGGUUACGCAAACUCAACUGCUGCCAACAACAUCACAUCACCAACGAACAUCUCCCAGCACCCAGUGCAGUCGUCACCCAUUAUCUCUUCCCAACAGCAAGGUCAAACUCAAGGUCACAGCAUGUAUCAGCCACCGUACGGAGUACCGCAGCAGGGUAUGCAGCAAGUUCAUUAUGGCAUGAAUGGUAUACAGGCGGCCGCAAUGGCGGCGACCGCUGCUGCCUCUGGUUCAAACUAUGGCUACAUGCCUGCGGAUCCCAACAUGCCUCAGAGCUCACCCCGCAUGGGCGCCAAUGCUAAGAAGGAUGGACGCCAAUCUCCUCGCAUGAACAGCAUGUCUCAAUUACCUGGACGUAGAAUGAGUCAGGUCACAAGCCCUGGCGUUCCUACUGCACCGAUGAUGACCCAUGCCGGCACGCGUCCAGGCGUCGCACCACCGCAGAUGCCGACCGCACAGAUGCAACAUCCGCAAUCGCCUGACAUGCCGGCCGCUAGCGGUGCAGAAGAAUCGCCGCUAUACGUGAACGCUAAGCAAUUCCACCGUAUUCUCAAGCGCCGCGUUGCCCGCCAAAAGCUCGAGGAACAACUGCGACUGACCUCCAAAGGACGCAAGCCAUACCUUCACGAGUCACGACACAACCACGCUAUGCGAAGGCCCCGUGGCCCUGGUGGUCGCUUUCUUACAGCCGAAGAAGUUGCGGCCAUGGAACGCGAUGGCGAGAAAGGUGCCGAUGGAAAAGACAACUCUGCUGGAGAGAACUCAGGAAGUGCGGGAACAAAGCGCAAGUCUGAAGCCGGCUCGGCAACCUCGAAUAAAAAAGCUAAGACGGACACAGCGAGCCCAGGGGACGAAGAAGAUGAGGAUGAUGGUUAG